AGAUCGUCAGUUGUCGACGUACAGUGAGUAAGCAAACACAAGUUAAAAACGAAAUAAUCUGUGGAUCGUUAAAAAAAAUAAAGAAAUAUAACUUAAAAAAUAUUAAUAAGAAAAAAAAUCGAGUUUUUGUGGAUUUACUUAUACUUAUUAUUUCAGUUUUAAUAAAUAAUUUUUAACUUGAAAUGUAAAUUUAAAAAAAGCUGUGAUUACGUAGUCAAAAGUAAAUAACAUUUUUUUAAAAUAAUACUAGUACAGAAAUUAUAUUAAAAUAAAACAAGGUUUUAAAAUAAAAAACAAGCAGUUUGAAUUCAUAUUAAAGGAACAGAGAGAAGAAGAAACAGAAAACUGAGUUAAAAUGUCAGUGGAACAAAAAUUAACUGAUAAAAAUGUUGAAACUACAAAAACAAAUACAAAUUCGAGUUUAACAAAAACUAAUAAAAAGAAUAAAAACAACAAUAACAACAGCAAUAGUAGUACAAGUAGUAGCAGUAGUAAAAAAUUCAUUAAAAAAGCAUUGAAAACCUCAAAAUCUAAAAAAACUACAACUAAUGUCAACAAUAAUAACAACAGCAACAACGCUAAUAUGAAUAACCAAAACAACAGCAACAACAACACUAUUAGCAGUAACAGCAGCAGCAGCAACAACAGCAACAAUGUUGAAGUGGCAAACGAUGAAAUCAUCGAGGAGUUGUUUGAUUUUAGCGAUACCGAUUUAAAAGAACUCGACGACGAUAUUGAAAACAACGAAGAACAUUCCAAAAACAACAACUCCGAUGACGAACUUUCAAAUAAAGAUAUUGAUGAAUUAAAGGAAAACGAUGAAGUUGACAAAGAGUUAACUGAGCAAAUGCAAAAUUCCAUAAAAAGUGAUAAUAACAAUAAUACUAAUAACAAUGAAGAGAAAAACAAAGUAACACUAGAACAAAAAGAACAACAACAACAGGUGGAAGAAUUAUUAUCAACGCCAAUUGAUAACAUUGAUAAACAAAACGAAGAAAACAAACAAACAGAACAAAACCAAGAUGAAGACAAUGAAUUAGCCACGACAAUGUCUGCGAUUGCAAAAAAUGUUAUUAGCGAAAAAGGAAAUAAAGAUAAUAAUGAAAUUGAUAAAAACCAACAACAACAGCAAGAGACGAACUCUCCCAUAGAAGAAGCUAUAGAAGCAAAAGAAUCCAAUGAAAAUAUAUUUUUAAAUGACAGCACAACAAUAACUACUCCCGUGCAAAUCUGUGAAAGUUCUAUUGUUGAAGACCAGACAUCAUUACAUCAUUACAUACAUAAUGACAAUACGAUAACAACAUCUCCUACUCCAGACAUAAAGUCUAAGCAAACAACUGAAGAUGCAGUCGAGUCAACGGCAAGUGUUGUAACUAAAGAAAGUAGUUAUAAAGAGCAUGAUGAUGAUCAUGAAGAAGAUUAUGACAAUGAUGAUGAAUAUGCCGAACCGUAUGAUGAACUAUUGGUACAAUUCCUUGAUGAAGCCAAUCAGAUUGCUGAGGCUAGAUUAGCUGCCAGAAGGCAUGCUCGAGCGGAAGCUCGUGAAAUACGUAUGCGAGAAUUGGAAAGGCAACAAAAGGAACAAGAAUCUAAUGCAGAUCGUGCAUUCGAUAUGCACUCAACCGUUACCGGCAUUGCACCACUGUCACACAUGCGUCUAGGUUUAGGUAGUUCACCAGUUGCUGGUCUACUAAAUUCAACAAGAGGAAAUUCAAUGUCUUCAAGACGCAGUAGUGAAGAUUCACUAGAAGAGGAAGGCCGCAGUUUAAGAGACAUACGUCAUGAGUUAAAGGAUGUCGAAGAACGAUUUCGUAAGGCUAUGAUAGCAAAUGCUCAGUUGGAUAACGAUCGUGCCUCACAAACGUAUCAGAUACAGUUGUUGAAAGACAAACUGGAAGAUAUGGAAGAAUCAUAUUCACAAUUACAGCGUGAAUGUAAGGAAAAGACACGCGAUUGUAAUGCCUUGAAACGAUCGUUGGAUAAACUAAGCGAAGAGCUUAAACUGGUACAGGGUCAGCUCAAUGAGCGUGAUACACUGAUAGCAGAACAAGGCUUAGUUAUUGUGGCUAUAGAAAAUGAAGAUGGCACUGAUGCCAAACGUGCUCUAGUCAGUGUGGAAAAUGCACAAUUAUUGGGUUCGGUACAAGGAUCUUUAGAUGUUCGACUUAAGAAAUUUAGCGAAGAAAAACAGCAGCUACAACAUGAAGUCCAACAGCUGCAGGAACAAUUAGAAACGUAUAAAAGUCAGGGCAAAGGUCGUGGUAAAGGCAAUUCUUCAAAUGGUCCCUUAGGUUCAGACGAUGAUGAUUAUGAAGCUCAAAGAGAAGCUAAUAAAAUCAUAUCGGAUUAUAAAUAUAAAUUACAAAAAGCUGAACAGGAAAUUGCUAGUCUUCAGUCGAGUUUAGCACGUUCUGAGACACAAGUUAUACGUUAUAAAAGUACAGCUGAGGCGGCUGAAAAAGCUGAGGCAGAACUUAAAAUCGAAAGAAGGAAACUGCAAAGAGAGAAUCGUGAGGCCAUGGAAAAACUCGAAGAAUUAGAAACAUCAAAUAAUCAUCUACUCAAACGUUUGGACAAAUUAAAGAAUGCCAAAAGUGCUUUGCUCAAGGAUCUCUGACCAAUAUAUGGAGGAUAUCAGCAACAACAACAACAACAGCAGCAGCAUCAGCGUAUGUCUCAAAAUAACACUACAACAACAAAAGCAACAGUAGUAGCAACAAAAGCAACAACUAAUAACGUUGAUAGUGAGAAUACAAUGGCAACAAAUAAACAAUAUUCUACAUCACCAAUUCAUCAGCAAAAUCAUAACAAACAGCAACAACAAACGCCAUAUAAUUACAAAACGAAUGUGACGCGUACUAAUGACAAUGCCGCCACCGAUGUUAGUAAUAAUACCGUCGCCGUGGCCCCCUCAUCCUCCUCCGUAGCCACACAAAAAACGAUGACAACAAACUCGUAUACAAAUAGUAGAAGUAAUAGUAGUAGUAAUGGGCAUUGAGUUGAGAAAAAAAUAACGAAACAAUUUGAAACAAUUGGGCAUCAAAGUAGAUCAAUCAAGCAAAAAGACGUUUGAAAUUUAGUAAGAAAAAAAAAGAGAAAAACAAAUUAUGGUGUUUUACAACAAUUUAAUAAAUGUUGUAAUUAAGAAACACAAGCUUUUACAAAUAUUAUUAAUGAAAAAUGUCAAACAAACAUCUUCCAAAAUCAUU
Messenger RNA from Lucilia cuprina (Australian sheep blowfly), 3209 nucleotides. Its product is annotated as leucine-rich repeat flightless-interacting protein 2. The coding region runs from base 356 to 2617 and encodes 753 amino acids. The transcript has 6 exons. Gene Ontology annotation, biological process: regulation of DNA-templated transcription. NCBI's taxonomy places the organism in Eukaryota, Metazoa, Arthropoda, Insecta, Diptera, Calliphoridae. The record is from RefSeq and is a predicted model, not a curated record.